Schistocerca piceifrons (Central American locust) is the source of this 3712-nucleotide messenger RNA. RefSeq names its product protein phosphatase PHLPP-like protein (gene Phlpp). Gene Ontology annotation, molecular function: protein binding. The coding region runs from base 1 to 3495 and encodes 1164 amino acids. The record is from RefSeq and is a predicted model, not a curated record. The transcript is spliced from 15 exons. NCBI's taxonomy places the organism in Eukaryota, Metazoa, Arthropoda, Insecta, Orthoptera, Acrididae.
AUGGACAGGGCAGUUGACAAAAUUUAUUCGCUGCCGGCGGCGCUACUGUGCGGCGCGUCGCUGCUGGAGCUGGACGCGUCGCGCAACCGGCUGCGCGACCUGGAGGCGCUGUCCGCCGCCCCCUGCUGCCGCGGGCUGCGCGCCCUCUCGCUCGCGCACAACGCGCUGGCCGCGCUGCCGCCGCCGCUGCUGCGCCUCGACCGGCUCGCGCUGCUCGACCUCUCCUCCAACUGCCUGCGGGACCUGCCCGACGGCCUGCGAGACCUCCAGCAACUUCAAGAGCUGCGACUCGACCGCAACCAGCUGGCGACCCUCCCAGCCUGCCUGUCUCAACUGCCGCGCUUGCGCGCGCUCUGGGCGGCGCACAACCUCCUCUCCGCCCUGCCGCCCUGGCUCUCCACCAUGCGCGCGCUCUCCCUCCUGGACGUGCAGGGCAACCGCGUGGAGGGCGUGGGCCGGUCCAGCGGUGGAGACGCGCUCCAGCAGCAGCAGCAGCUGGGGCGCCUGGUGCUCAGGGAGAACCUGCUCAAGGGCCGCAUCGUGCUCGCCGACUACGGGAACUUGACACAACUGGAUGUAAGUGAAAAUAAUAUUGAGACACUUGACCUCAGUGCUCUUAGCAAACUGGAAAAUGUGCAGUGCUCUAGGAAUCAGUUGGUGGAAUUGACAGUGAAUGGAAAAUCACUUACUUCAUUGAUUGCAGGGAAUAAUGCAUUGCAUAAGCUGACAAUAAGUCCACCACCGGUUCACCUGAUGCACUUGGAUGUUUCAUAUAAUGAGCUGGAGAUGUUGCCAAACUGGAUACCAGGCUGUAGCAAGCUGCGGGCUCUAUUUGCAAGCCAUAACAAACUGCACUCGUUGCCUGAGCAUAUGUUCUGCAGUGACCUCACAAGUCUACAGACACUGCAGCUAAGUUACAAUCAACUGUCUUCACUGCCCAGUGUUAUUGGACAUCUCCAAUUGCAGGAGCUCUUUCUUCAGAGCAACAGCAUUGCUAUGCUGCCUUCAAAUUUCUUUAUGGCCUUAUCUAGACUGAGGGUAUUAAACAUAUCCAACAACAGGUUGUGUGAACUUCCAUCUGCUCUAAAGCUUUCUGACAAUCAAGUUUAUGAGAUGGAGAAACUUUAUCUCACUGCUAACUGCCUUACUGACAAUUCACUUGAAAUUAUUGCCAAGUUCAUAAAUUUACGAAUACUUCAUGCAGCUUACAAUUGUCUGACCCGACUCCCUGAAAGCUGUAUAUCUGCGUGGAAAGACUUGGAAGAACUGAUUCUCUCAGGCAAUAAGUUGCAGUACCUGCCAGACAACAUCACUCAGCUAGAACAUUUAAGAGUUUUAAGAGUUCACUCUAAUAGAUUAUAUACAAGCCCCUGUUUUGCAAAGAUGAGCUCAUUGAAGGUUUUGGAUUUGGCACACAAUCAACUUGACAGAAUAAAUCUAGCAACACUAGUCCCAAACCAGCUGCAGUUUUUGGAUCUCUCGUGUAAUUCCAGGCUUUACGUAGAUCCACGUCAGUUUCAAGUGUACAGGACUCAGAGGCCAAUGAGUCUUGUUGAUGUAUCUGGACACAACAGAACUAGUCUUCCCUCCACUCCCUAUAAUGAAGGGAAUGGAGAACUUGAUCCUCCAUGGAAAAUAGGUUUCUCUGAAGCAGCAGGGAGUCGAGAAAGACUUUACAUAAGCCAGAUUCGACUACCGGCAUUCUGCAAUACUGAGGGACUAUUUGGAAUGUUUGAUGGAGGAAAUACUAAUGAGUUACCAGUUAUUCUAACCAAAGCAGUGCCACGAAUAUUACUGGAGGAAAGAACUGUUAAAGAAACUGCAAAUGAAUAUAUGAAAUACACAAUGUUGUCUGCACACCGUGAACUGAAAGAAAAGGGGCAGAAGAAUGGUGUUUGUGCUACACUCUGUCAUAUCACCAAAAUGAGGGGAAACUCUAAUCAAAGCGGAAACGGAUUCAUACCAAGUAACACCCGGUAUGUCAUGAGAGUUGCUAGUGUUGGGGAGGCUAAAGCAGUGCUUUGUAGACAGUCUGAAGGAAUUGUACUUGCACAGAAAGAAAAAUCUAAAACUACUGGUAAUCCAAAUAACACAAAACAGCGUAGUCAACUGGGCUGCAGUGCUAUGUAUCCAUUGGUAAUUCCUGAUCCAUGUAUUAGUGAAAUUGUACUGGAAGAGCAUGAUGAAUUUCUGAUCAUUGCUAACAAGGGUUUCUGGGAAGUUAUCAGUGUUUCUGAAGCAGUUGAAGAGGUGCGGCACGUCAGCAAUGCCAUCUUAGCUGCCAAAAAGCUCCAGGAUAUGGCUCAGAGCUAUGGAUGUGAUGAAAACAUAAGCAUAAUUGUUGUACGUUUCUAUAAUCUUGGAUCUGACAUGGACCAUUUGAUGAGGGAACUCAGGCAUACUAUUGGUAAAACAAAGCAGCGGUUUUCAGUUGACAGUGACAAUGAUGUGCCAGUGCAUACUUCAUGUCAGAGAACACUAUGCAGGUCACAGGCAGCAGACACAGGUUGUUGCUGUUGUCAAAGUGUUCCAGACCAUUUCUAUGGCACUGAGUGUAACUUGCGGUAUGCAAACAAUGUAAAUAAUGAAUGCACUGACUCUCAUAUUCUACCUGAAACAGACAGAUCUUCACCCAGUGGGCAAAGUGAUCAUGCUAACAGUGACUAUGUGGGAAGAAAAGUGAGUGUUGCAGAGGGACGAGAUGCAGCACGCUACACACAGCAGUGGAACAGUGGUGUUAAUCGAACUAUGCCAUUUUCAAAGGGAAAAUUUCAGAAUACUGUGCCACAUCAACAGUCUGUUCUGAUGCAUGAAAAUGGUACAAAGAAAAUUUCUGCAGUGGGUCCUACUAUAGAAAGGAGGAGCUAUAGGGACAGCAGAAGGAGUAAUAGUGGUGUUCUCAAAGCAAUCCGUGCCAAAGUUGACAUGUAUUCCAAUGGUCAUCUUGCCGAUGGUGAGGAAGAUGAGACAAGUUCUGAAAAAUCAGGCACACAACUUUCUGAAGAACAGUUCAAGUGCUGGGAAUACAUGCUUGAACAAAACACUCAACUACUUUUUGACAAAGAACUUGACACACUUUCUCGUGGUUUUGUUAGAAACUGUGGACUAAGGGCUGCCAGUUCAGCUACAUUGCUAGAUCCUUCCUGGCCACAGCAUGCAACAUCCUCAUUUUGCCAAGGUAAAGGUCUUUCUCACAGCAGUCCUCAUCUCUCUGAUAGUGCUGCUCCUUCUGGAUCUAUUGCUCCAUUCCUGUCUCGACAUUUUGGUAGUGCUAGAUCCUUUAACCCUAUCAGUAGGUCAAAUAGGUUUGGAUCGUGUAGACAAACAUUAAAUGGGGGACCAAAUGCUGCUUAUUUUGGCAGCUUACAGAGACUAAUGCCAUAUAAUCUAGAAUAUAACUUCGCUGUUAUCCAGGAACGAGGUGCAAAUCAGGACUCAUUGGAAACAGACAGCCGCAUGCAGAAGUACUGGGAUGUAGCAACUACUGAGUUGUAGCUGUAAAAGACUGAAUUAAAAAUUUCCUUAAGAUGUUACCAUUCAUAUAAUGUAACAACAGGUAGGGUUUUGUAAAUAUUAGUAAUCUGUACAAAAAAUAAUUUUGUAAAAUAAUAAUGUCAAAAUAAAUGCUUUCAUAGAAAUUUCUUGUAAUAUAAGCCUUUACUGACUAAGUGUAAAAUACAUUGAAAUUUCUGAUAAAUAUAAAUUAUCUUCA